This is a messenger RNA of Hipposideros armiger (great roundleaf bat), 2420 nucleotides long. It is a transcript of the gene ZPR1, whose product is annotated as ZPR1 zinc finger. The record is from RefSeq and is a predicted model, not a curated record. Gene Ontology annotation, molecular function: zinc ion binding. The transcript has 14 exons. The coding region runs from base 382 to 1941 and encodes 519 amino acids. Lineage: Eukaryota; Metazoa; Chordata; Mammalia; Chiroptera; Hipposideridae. Gene Ontology annotation, cellular component: nucleus.
UGGUGGGGAUGAAGGGAUGGAAGUAAAACUGAGGGCUGUGUAUUUGAGGCUGGAAUUUGGGCAAGUGUUUAUGAAGACAGGAAAUAGGGGGAGAGAAGAACACAAAGGAAGUCAAUGAUUGCGGGACUGAGGGACUAGAGCCGAAGCAGCGUGUGGUCCAACAGUGGAUCGAAGGAAGCCCGGGUCAGAGCGCACCUCCUCAAUGACACCGAGGGACAAGCCUGACCCCUUGCCGUCAAGGCUCUUGUAGUCAGAUUUAUGGCCAAUAGUUAUCGAUGGAGCUGUCGCGGAAAAGCAAAGCACUGCCCUGGGUCUGGGAGGACGUCCUGGGGGAAGUGACGCCUGAACUGAGGUGGAGGCAAAGCCUGAAUCCGCCUGGCUAUGGAAGUCGAGAGCAUACAUUCACGGCAACAUGGAAACGUGCUAUUCUUUAAAGGCCCAGAGUCUGCGGCCUCUUUAAGGAAGGGAGGGGGCGGCAGCUGGAGGGUGUGUCGGAGGAAAGGGCGGGGCCACGAGGGGAGCGGAAGCCGGAAGUCGCCGCCUGAGCUGCGCGUGGUGGAGAUGUCGGCCAGCGCCGCUGUGGAGCCGGGUCCUCCGGGGGUUACUGCCGCUCCCUCGCCCGCCCCGGCCCUGGCUCCCGCCCCGGGACGCUUGUUCCGGCCUAUCAGCGCCGAGGACGAUGAACAGCAGCCCACGGAGAUCGAGUCGCUGUGCAUGAAUUGUUACCGCAACGGCAUGACGCGCCUCCUGCUCACUAAGAUCCCCUUCUUCAGAGAAAUCAUCGUGAGCUCUUUUUCCUGCGAGCAUUGUGGCUGGAACAACACGGAGAUCCAGUCGGCAGGCAGGAUCCAGGACCAGGGAGUGUGCUACGCUUUGACCGUCCGGGCCCCGGAGGACAUGAACAGAGAAGUCGUGAAGACGGACUCUGCCACCAUAAGGAUCCCAGAGCUGGAUUUCGAAAUUCCUGCCUUUAGCCAGAAAGGAGCUCUGACCACUGUUGAAGGAUUGAUCAACCGAGCUAUCUCUGGACUGGAGCAGGAUCAGCCUACACGAAGGGCAAAUGAAAACGCCAUAGCUGAAAGAAUUGAUGAGUUCAUUGUCAAACUGAAAGAGCUAAAGCAUGUGGCCUCCCCUUUCACUCUGAUCAUUGAUGAUCCUUCAGGGAAUAGCUUUGUGGAAAACCCACAUGUUCCCCGGAAAGAUGAUGCCCUGGUGAUCACACACUAUAACCGGACUCCACAGCAGCAAGAGAUGCUGGGGCUCCAGGCAGAAGCACCAGAAAAGAAGCCAGAAGAGGAAGAUCUCAGAAAUGAAGUGCUACAGUUCAACACAAACUGCCCAGAAUGCAAUGCUCCGGCUCAGACCAACAUGAAGCUAGUUCAAAUCCCUCACUUUAAGGAGGUUAUCAUCAUGGCUACUAACUGCGAGAACUGCGGUCAUCGGACCAAUGAGGUGAAGUCUGGAGGAGCGGUAGAACCCUUGGGCACCAGGAUCAGCCUCCACGUCACAGAUCCCUCAGAUAUGACCAGAGACCUGCUCAAGUCGGAGACAUGUAGUGUGGAAAUCCCAGAACUGGAAUUUGAACUGGGAAUGGCUGCCCUCGGGGGCAAGUUCACCACACUGGAGGGGCUGCUAAAAGAUAUCCGGGAACUGGUGACCAAGAACCCUUUCACACUGGGUGACAGUUCCAGUCCUGGCCAGACGGAGAAACUGCAGGAGUUUAGCCAGAAGUUGGACCAGAUCCUCGAGGGUAAAAUGAAGGUCCAUUUUAUUAUGAAUGACCCAGCAGGAAACAGCUACUUGCAGAAUGUGUAUGCACCUGAAGAUGAUCCUGAGAUGAAGGUGGAACGUUAUAAGCGCACCUUUGAUCAAAAUGAAGAGCUAGGGCUCAAUGACAUGAGGACGGAGGGCUAUGAGACAGGCCUGGUCCCACAGCGGUAGCAGUGGGCGGUUGCCUGGCCAGCCUUCAGCCUCCAGCACUGCUCAGAUCGCACGUUUAUUUAUUACUAUUGGGAAAGGCUGGGAGUGUCCUCUCCACCAGGCCUUGCUCAUGUGGUCUGAGUCAGAGAUCUAGGCACACUUUCUAAACAGGUAGUGAUGCAAGUGCAAGCCUGUUGGGUUAUUUGACCUUGUUGUGGAGGUUUUGAAGCAGCUUGGAAAGAAACCUGGAAAUGAACCAUGGGGAAUGUCAUUAUCACUUUUUUCCGACAAGUCUUUUGUCCUCCAUCCACACAAAGUUCUGUCCUCUACAGUUACCACUCUGAAGCUGAAGAAGAUGGAAGACAGCUACAGCUGGAGUUUGGGUGUUGAUUUGGGGUAUAUAAAACACUGACUGACUUUGAACAGGAAGGGAGUCUUCUGAGGAAAGGGAGUCCCAGCACAGAUGAAGUUCUCAUUAAAAUGGUGGCUUUCAAACAGCA